Strigops habroptila (Kakapo) is the source of this 2453-nucleotide messenger RNA. RefSeq names its product SAP30 binding protein (gene SAP30BP). Gene Ontology annotation, biological process: regulation of DNA-templated transcription. The transcript has 11 exons. Gene Ontology annotation, cellular component: nucleus. NCBI's taxonomy places the organism in Eukaryota, Metazoa, Chordata, Aves, Psittaciformes, Psittacidae. The record is from RefSeq and is a predicted model, not a curated record. Bases 46 to 981 code for a protein of 311 amino acids.
CGCCAUCUUCGCGCGCCGGAAGUCCGGCCUCGGAGGCGGUGGAAGAUGGCGGCGGCGAAGCGGAGUGUCUUGUCGUCGUUGGCGGUUUACGCUGAGGAUUCGGACCCGGAGUCGGACAGCGAGGCUGGGACGGCGGGAAGCGAUGGAGGAGCGGCCACGGGAGAGAAAGGAGGCCUGGUCUCAGUUGGGUACGGAGAUGAUGACUUCACCCGCCUGGAUGGUGACGAGGACGGGUAUGAAGAAGAGGAUGAUGAGAACAGCAAGCAGUCAGAAGAUGACGAUUCAGAGGCUGAAAAACCUGAGGCUGGUGACCUAAAGGAACUCUCAGAACUGGAGAAAAGAGAUCCUCAGGAGCUAGUUGCUUCUUUUUCAGAGAGGGUGCGGAAUAUGUCUCCAGAUGAGAUCAAAAUCCCUCCUGAGCCUCCUGGCAGAUGUUCUAACCACUUGCAGGAUAAAAUUCAAAAGCUAUAUGAGAGGAAAAUAAAAGAGGGCAUGGAUAUGAACUACAUCAUUCAGAGGAAAAAGGAGUUCCGUAACCCCAGCAUCUAUGAAAAGCUGAUCCAGUUUUGUUCAAUUGAUGAACUUGGUACAAAUUAUCCAAAGGACAUGUUUGAUCCUCAUGGCUGGUCAGAGGAUUCCUAUUAUGAGGCAUUAGCUAAAGCCCAGAAGAUUGAAAUGGACAAAUUGGAGAAGGCCAAGAAGGAACGCACAAAGAUUGAAUUUGUGACUGGCACUAAAAAGGGUACAACAACAAGCGCUGCUUCUACAACAACCACAACAGCCAGUACCACUGUGGGAGAUGCCCAGAAGAGGAAGAGCAAGUGGGACUCGGCCAUCCCUGUAACAACGAUAGCUCAGCCCACCAUUCUCACCACUACUGCAACACUGCCAGGUGUUGUCACAGUGACAACCAGCGCAAGUGGAUCCAAAACUACAGUCAUAUCAGCUGUUGGCACCAUUGUGAAAAAGGCAAAGCAAUGACUGGUGUGCUAGGCCUGGAUUUUUGGACUCAAUUGUCAUUGAAGCCAUUGUUCUUGGAGGGGAGGGGUAGCUUUUGCCUUUGGGAAAAGAUGACAAGAUUCUUUGCAGCAGACCACAAUUCCCUUUGGAAAGAAUGGGGGCAGGAGCAGGCAUGCCAGCUGUGUGCCCACAGGAAUGGACUGCUUCUGAAAAAUGCUUCUGCCUUUUCUUGCUGAGAGAAGAACCAGUCUGUGUGCAUUGUGCUGGAGGAAGCUGGUAUCUGGAGUCAGCUUGUCAAAUUGCUGUGUUAGGGCCUUGCCCUACUUGUAAGUCUGGUUGGGGUGGGGAGGGAGAAGGGGGACAAAACAAACUGUACUCUAACUCAGUUCCAAGGGAAUUAAAGCAGAGACAAUUGGUCAGUGUCCAUCUUCAACUGUGUAGCAGAGACUUGAAGUGAUCUACGUCCGUGAAUGUAGACUGUUACAGUACUGACAUCUGUCCUGUGUAUGCAUCUGUGUAGAUCUUGCUGCCACAUGUUAAAUAGUUUUAACUGUUGAGGAAACUGUGCUGAAAUAGUCCUGUGACAGUCUUGCAGGGAUGGAUGUUUCUAUGUAGAACCCGUAAGCUGCAGAGGUUUGAUUUGUGAGCUCCUUUGCAAAUACCUGUGCAGAAAACACUUCCGUUGCUACAGAAUGAGAUUGGUCAGUGGAUAAGAGGAGAGUAUUGUGGUAUUGUCCAUCUUUUUACUAGAUAGUGAUGUACUGUGAAAUGCACAUAUGGCAGUUACUGCUUGCUCCACUCUCGUCAAAGAAGUAUUUUCAGUUGAAAAAUUUAUUGUAUAAAUCUUACCUGUGUUGCAAAAAAAAAAAAAAAAAAAAAAAAAAAAAAAAAACACCAAACCAAAAAACCUCACUAUAACAAACCCCCCCCAAAAAAAACAAAACAAAAAGAAAACAAACCAAACAAAAAAACCCCACAAAAACCAAAAAAAACCAGCCAAACCUGGUGUCAUUGAUGCGUCUGCAUUUCUCAUCUUGGUGGGACACCUUCCACUAGAGCAGGUUGCUCCAAGCCCUGUCCAGCCUGGCUUUGGACACUGCCAGGGAUGGGGCAGCCACAAAUUUUGUUGUGCUCUGGCCUACAGGUAAGUGCGUGAUAACUCCGUGGGAGUGGGCAUGGCAUGAAGGCUGCUUCACAUGAUCAGUCUUUUUUUAAAUCUCGGACUCUGGUGGGGAGAGGGGAAGGACAUUAAACUGUUUGUGAAUGAGAUGCUUUUGUUGUAGGUGGUGUUCUGAAAUAGUUGCUAAUUCAGCUGUUCUUAAUGCCCCUUGUUUGUUCCCCCUCUGCCCCAAACCUAUUCCUGCAUGUUGAACAAGUUGUAGCACUCACCUGGGCCUUCCAUAAAACCAUCACCUGUAGAGGCCCACCUCCUGAAAAGGAGCUCAAUAGACAGUGGUGAAGGGGAUUGUUCCUUGUUUUGAGGUAGGUGAGGG